CUGUAUGCAGUGGCACACAGCAGCAGGGGAGCUUGAGCCUCCUAUGGGUACCACUGUAGGAAAAGGUUUCUGAUGGCCAUCUGCUGAGCACACAGACACCAGGGUGGAAGGGGAAUGUGGUCGAACAAGUUAUGAACCAGAUGGCUCAGUGUGUGACUAAGGUGGAAUUGUCCAUAUCCUGUGAGAAUCUCAUUGACAAAGAUGUUGGUUCAAAAUCUGACCCUCUUUGUGUCUUACUCCAAAAUGUGGGAGGUGAUCAAUGGGCAGAGUUGGAUCGAACUGAAAAGAUAAAGAACUGCCAGAAGCCUGAAUUCUCCAAGAAACUACUCAUUGAUUACUACUUUGAGAAAGUGCAGAAGCUGAAGUUUGGUGUCUAUGAUAUCGAUAACAAGUCGUAUGAUUUAAAUGAUGAUGAUUACCUUGGAGGGGUGGAGUGUACAUUGGGACAGAUUGUGUCCAGUAAAACACUUACUCGGCCUUUGGAGUUGAAGAAAGGAAAGCCAGCAGGGAAAGGCAACAUUACGAUCUCAGCAGAAGAGAUUAAAGACACAAGAGUUGUCAGUCUAGAUAUUGAAGCACAGAACUUGGACAAAAAGGAUUUUUUGGGCAAAUCGGAUCCGUUUUUGGAGUUGUACAAGCAGAGUGAAGGCGGAAAAUGGCAGCUUGUCUACAGGUCAGAGGUGAUUAAGAACAAUUUAAAUCCAUGCUGGAGGAAGUUUAGUGUUCCCUUGCAGACUUUCUGUGGAGGGGACUUCAAUAAACCAAUAAAGGUACAUUGUACAGAUUAUGAUAGUGAUGGGUCACAUGACUUGAUAGGCAGCUUUGAAACUAACCUGUCUCAGUUGCAGAAAGCAGGUGGCAGCUCUCUGGUGGAGUUUGAAUGCAUUCACCCUGGCAAAAAACAAAAGAAAAAGAGCUACAAAAACUCUGGAAUUGUUAGGAUAAAAUCCUGCAAGAUUGAAACGGACUACUCCUUCCUGGAUUACAUCAUGGGAGGCUGCCAGAUUAACUUCACAGUGGGUAUAGACUUCACUGGCUCCAAUGGAGAUCCAAAGUCACCGGAUUCUCUUCACUACAUCAGUCCAAAUGGGAUAAACGAAUACCUGACUGCCAUCUGGAGUGUGGGGAAUGUGAUCCAGGAUUAUGACACAGAUAAGCUGUUUCCUGCGUUUGGGUUCGGAGCUCAGGUUCCUCCAAACUGGCAGGUUUCUCAUGAAUUUGCCUUGAACUUUAACCCCAACAACCCCUAUUGUCAGGGGAUCCAAGGAAUUGUGGAUGCUUAUCGCCAGGCACUGCCUCAGCUCCGACUUUAUGGGCCAACAAAUUUCUCUCCUAUUAUAAACCAUGUGGCAAGGUUUGCAGCUCAGUCAGCACAGCAAGGAACUGCUACCCAAUACUAUGUGCUCCUGAUCAUCACAGAUGGGGAGAUCACUGAUCUGGAUCAGACCAGGCAAGCUAUUGUCAAUGCCUCGAAGCUGCCCAUGUCUGUUAUUAUCGUUGGAGUUGGCAAUGCUGAUUUCAAGGCCAUGGAAUUCCUGGAUGGGGAUGACGGUGUUUUAAGGUCCGUGACGGGGGAGCCGGCUGCACGAGACAUUGUACAGUUUGUGCCUUUCCGACAGUUCCAAAAGGCUCCUCGGGAGGCUCUUUCCCAGACAGUCCUGGCAGAAGUUCCUAAGCAGCUGGUGUCCUAUUACAAGAUGCAAGGCUGGGCUCCUGUGAAGCUACCUGGAGCAAAGCAGGAGUAGAGGAGAGGGUAUCUGCCGUGUGUCCCCAAAGAACCAGGAAGAGCACUCUGCUUGUGUAUCAGUCACUUGUAUUCAGGCGCCGCGGCACAGAUCGCCUAUGUAUCUUCAGCUUCUGCGGAAUGUUAGAAACGAAACGCUCUGUGCAGAUGCUGUACAAAAAAUGUUGCUGUUGGCAGUUCCCAUGCGAAAGAAUUGGAGUUAAUGAUGGGCUGAUAGAGGCAAUCGAUAUAGCAAACCUGGCCUCCCAAACUCUGAGUACUUGUAUGUAGGAGUCAGUUACUUUAGUGCUUCUAGUCCUGACCUAGGACCAGAUUUCAAAGCCCGCGCGGUGCAAGGAACUGCAGAAAACUGCCAACCAGGUAACAUUUUUUUCCAUACAGAGUUGAUUGGAAUAGGAGUUAAUUGCUGCCAUGUUUGCCAAUCCACCUUUGAUUGCGCAUUGCUCGGUGGAGGGUUUCUCUGCUCUUCUCUUCAGGCCAACUCAAUAGCAACGCUCCUACAUUGAUUAGCAUCAAAGUGCCCUUGCUGCAUAGAUGGCUCAGGUAGUUUUUUCGUGCCUCUGUAGAGUGCCAUGCAAUUUGCUAUUACAUUUUCGUCAUAAAGCAAAUAUGUUUUUAAAUGUCUGUUUUUCAAUUGCAAAAGUAAUUGUAUAAGAUUAUCCGUUGCCCAUAAUUGUGUCUAUGGCGCGUCUCUCAGAGCUUGUGCUGGGGAGUAAAAGCCCCUUGCCUUGUAUUUCAUGGACCAUGGUGGGCCCUGGCUCAUCAGUUUGCAGCUGGAUAUGAAAUUUCCCUGCUGCCAUUUUCACAGUUACACAAUUGCUGCAACUGGCAGGGAGAGGGGAGAGUCAGUCUCUGGGACGAGAUGGCCCCCACUCUGGAAUGGUUGCAAAGUCCUGCUCCCUAGGGUGCUGCUUGGAGUGGGAGUAGAGUGCAGAUGUGCUGGCGGGGCUGUGCGGGGGAGGGCACAGCGUAUGCUUGGUUUAGCUUGCACAGUUCUCACCACUUUGAGCAUCGUCUCUUCAUUGUUCUGAACCCCUGUUCUGAGCACAGAGACUCGCUGCUGUCAGAUGUGGAGAUGGGACGUUAUCAAGGCCAUGAAUAGAGGGCACUGUCCUUUUCUAUUCUGGCCACUGUGCCGGAGCUGUAGGAAUAACUUCAGAGGGGAAGCCGUGAGAGUCUGGAACUGGAAACACGUCAACAGCGAACAGUCCCACAACACCUUAGAGAUACACCAAACACCAAACAGGUUGAUGGGAUCAUGAGCUUUCGUGGGCACAACCCUCUACUUCAAUAGGAAUAACUGUGAGCAAAGCUACUGAGAUGGCAGUUCCUGCUUAAUCGUGGCAACAGCCGACGCAGGAGUGUCUUCCCCUGAGAAUGGGGGGGGGGGAGAAGCCCUCUUUUCACACAGGAGAACACACCACGGUGUGCAGCUAACAAUGUGCAAAGUGACGCAAAUAGUAUUUCCCGACUGUGUCUAUUAGUUUCAUAGAAUCCCAGGGCUGGAAGAGACAUCUCAGGAGGCGCCUUGUCCUGCCCCCAGCCCAAAGCAGGACCAACCCCAACUCAAUCAUUCCAGCCCGGGCUUUGUCAAGCCCAGACUUAAACACCUCUAGGGAUGGGGAUUCCACCCCCUCCCUAGGGAACCCCUCUGUGGCGGCACGUCAGGGUCCCCCCGAUCCUGCAGCCCCAUAGCAGCAAGAACAGACUCCGCCAGCCAGUAGAUUGGAGAGGGUUUAUUCCUUCUCCAGGAUACAGCCCAGCACAGACGUGAUGUGGUUCCAGAUCCCUAAGGUUAGGGGGUCCACCCUCCUCCCCCCCCUUAGAGCCUCCCGGUUAGGUUGUUCCCUUCAUGUUUUCCAGCCAGCGACUGCCCCUUCCCCCGAACACUCACUUCCUUAGUUCCCUCGCUGCCCCCAACCGGUCUAGUCUGACGGGUUGGGUCUUUGUCUGCGUGACCUAGGCAGCCCCCUGCAGGGCCGUGCUCACAGACAGAGGCCAGUAGGGGUCAUCCACAGCCCACGCACCGCGACCAGCAAGGUACUGACACGCAUCACAGCAUGUGGAUGAGUCAGUGGGAAUCACACAUCACAGGGCAGGGGGGCACCGGGUUACAGAGCAGACAGCCCCCCAAUACGUCACACUAUCCCAGAGCUUCCCCACCCUCCCAGUGAAACAAUUUGCCCUUGGCUCUCAAGUCACAAGAAGUUUAAUCCUGGCAACACAGAGCAACUCUUUAGAGUCAAGACACUUCCAAUUAAUCCCAGAGGUAUAGCUCUGCUGAGGGAGCUUUCACAAGCAUUUCCCAGAGACGCACCUGGGUGUUAAUUUACAGACCUCCUGCUGCAAAGCUCCAGGCAGCUGGAAAUCUGGGUGCAGUGCAAGGGAAAGAAGGACAGCAGCAGCCUUCUGCAUGCGCCCCUCUGUAAUGACCAUCUGGGUUCUGCAGCGUGGCCUGUGAUAGGACAACACUGCAGUGGGAUGGGAAAUGUGGUCAGGACCUGUCUGUCAGAGCCUCUUCCCCUCCGGUCAGAGCUUCCCCUGCUCCGUGCAGGGAACAGACGUGCCCAGGCUGCGAGAUUGCCAAGUGCGCCUGUCGCAGAAGGGAAGGAGGCUGCAUUGCCAAUGGGUAGCGUUCCUAAGAUGGGGGCGUGUUUGGAGCAAGCGGACAUGAGAGUUCAUUUGAAAAGGGUAAGAAUUGUACCUAGGCUUGUCAAUGCUCAGCACUUUGUUUUCUAAAUAAAGAAUCUGCUUUAAUUUGUA
This is a messenger RNA of Pelodiscus sinensis (Chinese soft-shelled turtle), 4507 nucleotides long. It is a transcript of the gene CPNE1, whose product is annotated as copine 1. The record is from RefSeq and is a predicted model, not a curated record. Gene Ontology annotation, cellular component: plasma membrane. Gene Ontology annotation, biological process: regulation of canonical NF-kappaB signal transduction; positive regulation of tumor necrosis factor-mediated signaling pathway; cellular response to calcium ion. Gene Ontology annotation, molecular function: calcium-dependent phospholipid binding. NCBI's taxonomy places the organism in Eukaryota, Metazoa, Chordata, Testudines, Trionychidae.